ACAGGAAAUCGAUGGAGUGUAUGGAGUUUGCUGCUUCGGGAAGACGCCACCGUAAACCUAUCACCGACCAGCGUGCACGAUCAAUACCAACCAUAGUAUAUCGUCGUAACUCUCUCCAGUAGGCCCUCCAUGUUUAAAUGCUAAGUGACCGUUGAGAAUACACAGGCGUAACGUUCUGUCACGCACGAUAUUCGUGUUUCUGUCGCGUUCAUAUUUCUCACACAAUAUAUAUUUGUCGUUUCAAUUCCUGGCACGCCCAAAUCAACACGGCAUGCUAGCUGACGAUCUUUGUCAUAGUGAUACACUUGAAAGGGUACAAGUUAACAGUGGCCGGCGAACUUUAGGAACACUUCAACCAUCAGCAGGUGAUCACGCUGUGCUAGUUGGUUCUGGUGGAAAGCUUCGGGUCGACAUCAAGAAAGUGGAUACCAAACGCCGUCGGCUCAAUUUCGACUUGGAGAACAAACCGCCCUCAGCAGUGGGCUCCGGAGUGAUUGGGUCAAAUUUAAAGGCCUCUGCGAGCCCGCGCUGCAGCCCAGUCUCCCAUCAAGAACAGCAGCAUGCUAAUCUUGACGUCUACGUUGACGUAAGCAAUGACUCAAAUGCGAGUAGCACUCCUCGGAGAAAUGCUGAACGCAAGAAUCCCAACAACACCGGAUCUGCCGUAGUCUCCCGUGAUGCGUAUGAUCUUCUGUUACGCGAUGAUGCUACAGUAGACUACUGGAGAAUGAUAGCAGAACAACGGCGAGUCGCUUUAGAGAACGCUUUGAAGGAGAACAGGCAGCUCCAUGAGGAAGUCGAAGUGCUGACCGCUGAAAAUAAGCAUUUGCAAAAGAUUGCCGACCACUGUGGCGAACUGGCGGAACUCGUCAAGGCACUUACUGCUGAUGAUGAUGAAGGUGACAACGACGUGAAUGGCAACGAAGAAGAAACCCCAAAUGAGACGAAUGAAUCAUAAUUGUCAUUAACGUACGUAAGAGGACAAGUGUUGCUAUAGAGAGCAUCGCUGACGUCAAAGCCGCAGCUGGGAAAGAAGCAACAUGAAGCGUAAGGCGAUCCGACUUCGUACUUCAUCACUGUAACAUCAUCAAUCAUGCCUCAGUUAUAUUUAUUAAUACUGAUGGUAGCAUUAGUAGUGUAGAAGUGUCUACACAUCUGAGUGUUCCGUUUAACUUGUAUUAGGUAAUGAUGAUACGUCUAGCGAAGUGUGUGUUUGUGUUGUCUAGAUCGUACAAAAAAUGUGCGAAAAUUUUAAAUGAAAAAUGUAUGUGCUAUUAUACCCAAAAACUCGUUUCGAACAUUCAGGCUGACUUGCAAUUUCCUGCUUUAUUCAUUUCAAGUUCGAAUAGAAAAACCGUAAUGGACGUUGUGCUCUUUCAAGGUAUGACGUAUUUCAGGGUCGCCUAUGAUAGACUUGCAGUGUACCUAUUGUGAAAAUGCCGAGUUGCUCUUGAUAAUAAUGAAGAAAACUACGUAAUAUUUGUAACUUCUACAAAGCUACCGUUUGUUAUCGCAGAAUUUUAGCAGGUGCGAUAGAGGCAACACAGCUUGAAGAUGUGUGAAGCGCCAUUACCCUUUUGAAAUCAAAUAGGGUUUAAUGCUAUUAUUCUUGACAAACACCUGAAAAGAUUCUUGGCACUACUGCGCCAUGGAAUUUCUACCGCAACUUCGUGAUAACCAAAAAUAUCUAAAAAAUGAAUAGUAGAUAAGUAUGAAUUGUAGUAGGUAGAGCUAAUGGGGUAACUAGAUAUAAGUAUCUGAAGCAUACAUAAACUGAGAAGCACCAACGGAGAGGCUAGUGUUAACGGUACUUCAGUGCUGAAGUAAAAUGUAUUUUCUAAUUACCUACUCAUUAAUAUUAAUGAAAUAGUAAUCAGGAAUUUGGCUUUUUAAAAUUGCAAACACAACUAAACUCCAACUGACAGAGUAUCUGUGCCUAAGCAUUUGUAAAAAGCGAACAAAAUUUAUCUGCUUCAUUUCUUUUCCUGUUAAUUAUUUGCAUAAAACCCCUGUGUGCUUAAAUGAAACUGAUGAAAUCUUGCAAGUAUUAAUCCAGCUGCCAUCAAUAACCGGCAACGGUUUUCCACAACUAAAAUGUACAUAUUAUCAUAGAGAAAGACCGUGAAACUAUGUUAAUGAAAAACCGCAGAAAUACGAAAAUAUGUUAUGUUAAGUUAUCCGUACUACAUUUUGUUAAGGUAUUAAGUGACGGGUCGUCUAAUGCAAAUGAUUCACUGUACCGGUAUUUAUGGUACAAUGGGAAUACGCGGGGAGAAUGAUUAAGCGUGUGGGGCAAGUGAAAUAAAAUGUAUAUGA
Varroa destructor (honeybee mite) is the source of this 2316-nucleotide messenger RNA. RefSeq names its product geminin DNA replication inhibitor (gene geminin). Lineage: Eukaryota; Metazoa; Arthropoda; Arachnida; Mesostigmata; Varroidae. Gene Ontology annotation, biological process: negative regulation of DNA replication; negative regulation of cell cycle. Gene Ontology annotation, cellular component: nucleus. The record is from RefSeq and is a predicted model, not a curated record.